Pyrus x bretschneideri (Chinese white pear) is the source of this 1695-nucleotide messenger RNA. Its product is annotated as serine/threonine-protein kinase SRK2I. Gene Ontology annotation, molecular function: ATP binding; protein serine/threonine kinase activity. Bases 368 to 1447 code for a protein of 359 amino acids. The transcript has 9 exons. NCBI's taxonomy places the organism in Eukaryota, Viridiplantae, Streptophyta, Magnoliopsida, Rosales, Rosaceae. Gene Ontology annotation, cellular component: nucleus. The record is from RefSeq and is a predicted model, not a curated record. Gene Ontology annotation, biological process: protein phosphorylation; intracellular signal transduction.
AAGCAACUUAGCAACCUCCACCCGAAAACGGCGUCGUAUCGAGGAAGCCUAAUUGCUAAAUCCACAAAAACGACGCCGCUGCCUCUUGUCUCAUUCAUCUUCUUCUGAUCUUAUCUCAUCGGCAACAUCAUUUCCCUCUCUCCCAAGUCAUCCCCGUCACUGUUUCCUCAGAUACCAAUCCACUGCCGAUCGGAAAACUCACUCCACGACGGCUCCGCCGACUCGCGACGGAUCUUAUCGAACCGAGUUCAGCUGUUGAUCGCAAUUAACUGGAAGCUUAAGCUGAGACGACGCCGUUUACUCUCCCGAUUGUUCGCUCUCUAAUGUGACCGGCUCUGGUAGGGGACAAAGUCGUGAUUUCCUCGAAAUGGAUCGGCAGGCGAUGACGGUCGGGCCGGCCAUGGACAUGCCGAUCAUGCACGACAGCGACCGGUACGAUUUCGUCCGAGAUAUCGGGUCAGGAAACUUCGGGGUCGCCAGGCUGAUGACGGACAAGCAGACCAAGGAGCUCGUCGCCGUCAAGUACAUCGAGCGCGGCAGCAAGAUUGAUGAAAAUGUUCAAAGGGAGAUAAUAAAUCAUAGGUCUCUGAGGCACCCGAACAUCAUUAGAUUCAAAGAGGUCAUUCUGACUCCUACCCAUCUGGCCAUUGUUAUGGAAUAUGCUGCCGGAGGAGAAAUGUUUGAACGAAUACACAAUGCAGGGCGGUUCAGUGAGGAUGAGGCCCGCUUCUUUUUUCAACAACUUAUAUCUGGAGUCAGCUAUUGCCAUGCUAUGCAAGUAUGUCACCGAGACUUGAAGUUGGAAAACACUUUGUUGGAUGGCAGUCCAGCUCCUCGUUUGAAAAUAUGUGAUUUUGGGUACUCAAAGUCUUCAGUGCUCCAUUCACAACCAAAAUCUACUGUGGGAACUCCUGCAUACAUUGCUCCAGAAGUAUUACUGAGGCAAGAAUAUGACGGAAAGAUUGCAGAUGUAUGGUCAUGUGGGGUAACCUUAUAUGUGAUGCUGAUGGGAGCAUAUCCUUUCGAGGAUCCUGAAGAACCGAAAGAUUUCCGGAAGACCAUACAAAGGAUACUCAGCGUCCAGUAUUCCAUUCCAGAUACUGUUCAAAUAUCUCAUGAAUGUCUAGAGCUGAUAUCGAGAAUUUUUGUCCCAGAUCCUUCUGCGAGAAUUACCAUUCCUGAGAUAAAGAACCACCCGUGGUUCUUGAAGAAUCUCCCUGCUGAUCUGAUGGACGAGGGCAACCAGUUCGAAGAGCCUGAUCAACCCAUGCAAAGCAUUGACGCAAUCAUGCAAAUCAUUGCCGAGGCCACUAUACCAGCAGCUGGAACCCUUGGUCUGAGCUCUUACAUGACGGACAACCUGGACAUGGACGAUGAUAUGGACGACUUAGACUCAGAGUCUGAACUUGAUGUUGAUAGCAGCGGGGAAAUAGUCUACGCAAUUUAAUUCAAGUACGCAAUGUUAGUUGGAAAGAGUUGUUACUGUUGGUGAAAAACUAGAAAAAACAGAGAAUGUGCAAUAGAGUGUGAUAGAUUAUUAGCAUAGAAAAUCAGAUAGGGGGAUUGAAGGCUCUAUGCUAUAUCAUCUCAUAUACUCUCCUUGGAAGUUGGAGGUUGGAGUCUGUCUGUCGUAUACUACUUAUAAACCUAGUUGUAUAUUUUUACUGGGGAGUAAAUUUGUUUUUGAACUGUUAA